Molecule: messenger RNA, 325 nt
Organism: Vicugna pacos (alpaca)
Lineage: Eukaryota; Metazoa; Chordata; Mammalia; Artiodactyla; Camelidae
Product: large ribosomal subunit protein eL43-like
Biological process (GO): translation
Cellular component (GO): cytosolic large ribosomal subunit; ribosome
Molecular function (GO): large ribosomal subunit rRNA binding; structural constituent of ribosome
Source: RefSeq, a predicted model, not a curated record
AUGGCUAAAUGCACCAAGAAGAUCGGAAUCAUCAAUAAAUAUGGGACCCAUUAUGGUGCUUCCCUCCAGAAAAUGGUGAAGAAAACUGAAGUCAGCCAGCACGCCAAGGACACUUGCUCCUCCUGUGGCAAAACCAGAAUGAAGAGACGAGCUGUGUGCAUCUGGCACUGUGGGUCCUGCAUGAAAACAGUAGCUGGUGAUGCCUGGACUUACAACACCACUUCGGCUGUCACAGUAAAGUCUGCCAUCAGAAGACUGAAGGCAUUGAAGGACUAGUAGAAGUGCCACCAUUUGAAACCUUGCUAGCCUGUAAUAAAUGGGUUAA